Messenger RNA from Trichoderma harzianum CBS 226.95, 651 nucleotides. RefSeq lists its product as hypothetical. Lineage: Eukaryota; Fungi; Ascomycota; Sordariomycetes; Hypocreales; Hypocreaceae. The record is from RefSeq and is a predicted model, not a curated record. The coding region runs from base 241 to 651 and encodes 136 amino acids. The transcript has 3 exons.
AAGAUGAAAGGUACUUUAUCUGUACUAAAUCCGAAGUACCUGUCGGAUGCUUCAAGUUGAUGCCUGGGGCCGAAUGCACUUGGCUCCUUCCUAAGAUUUCUACUGCGCACGUCUUUCUUGUUAAACCAAAAGUUGCAUCUCCAUCUCAUUUAACGCAAUCUUUCUUCAUCUCGCAGAUCGUUUACAACUCUAUUUACCAAGAGGAAUUCCCAUUCUCUCCAAAAGGGAUGGUUGACAAUCAUGGCUAGAAGAAGAAGUACUCGGUCCCGUUCCAACGAUUCUUCCGAUCCAGGAGACGCUGCGUUGGAAGUGCACCAACAUAUCUACCAGCUCAAAAAAGAUCGAGAUGAGAGCAGCAGAGCUGUGAGUGAAAAAUACGGUGCUGCCCUGGCGGAAAUCCAGGCAAGGGCUAGUGCCUGGCUUGAAGACUUGCAACGUCGACGAACACAGAGGAUGCUGCAAUGCCUAACGGAGAUCAUUGACUUGACGGAGCGCAGAGAGGCUAUCGAAGUCAAGAUGGCUGAUGUGGUGGCCAAGGCAGAUGCAAGGGUGGAAGAACUAGAGGCCAUGACGAUGGCUGGCUACGCAGGAAGAGAAAAAGAUGCAGCUAUAGCUCUGGAAAAGGUAGCUGCGCAUCAGCAUGGGAGUUGA